CCCAUCACCAGCUUGCUCUUUUGAUCGUUAUGUGUGGAGGGUGUUGAAUCUUUCCUUUCAUAUUUUGUACAGAGUGAACCAUCAUACGAGUUUUCUUUUAGCUUAUACUGUGAAUCUAUCCUGUCGAGACUGAGCCCUCAACACAGAACCCCUUCUCUGCAAAUCUGGAACUUGACACCUCGAACCAGCUGAUUUCAUCUAUUGGACUUACGAUCUAUUGAAAUUCGCCAUGAAUGCUGCUUCUCCGCCAUGGCGGGCUUCCACUACGGCACAAUACACAUCAAAUGCUCCCGCAUAUAUUUCCGUUCAAGCCCGCCGCAGCUUAGCUUCAAACCCGCAGUCAACUACAGAUCCCCACUCCACAGAUAUUCCUCCACCGAAACCUGCCGAGGCUCAAGGUAGUAAGAAAAGGGUUGAGUGGCCCCCUGGAGUACGCCAAUAUGUGCAACGGAGCUUUGUUCCCGAAUACCAGAUCCCGGGUAUUACGCGAGAGGAUAUGGAGAAAAAGCUAAAGCAAAUAAUCACGGAAGCAGCCGAGAGCAAUAAUCUCAACAAUGUUAAUUGGGAAGCCCUGCCGUUACCCCAGGAAAUGAUUCGUGAUGAGCGGAAUAGGGCUCUGACAUCGUCAACGAGACAGCAACCAGUGGGCUUUCACAGAUCUAUUCCUGCAUAUACGGAAAGAUCACAAAAGGAAGAAUAUUCCCCGAAAAGAAAAUCAUCAGAAAUUAGCACAGUGGAGGAUAACGUGGAAAGUAUUCCGCCAUGGAGAAGAAAAGCUAACUCUCGCACUGAGUUUGAAGAUCGCAAUAGUUUCCCUUCCCCUACUGACAAACGAAGACGGACAGAUAUCGGUAAUGAUAACGCUAACAGCAAAAUUCCAAGUAAGUUUACCAGUGUUCUGGAGAGCCGCAAACGGCGUUUCGAGGACACAGGCUCUGGUUCACAGGCGACCCCCAGUACGCGUUCGCCCUACGAGGGAUCCCUCACGAGAGAUUCCGAUGACGGGCCCGUUAUCGGCCGAUGCCAGAAUUUAGAAAAGAACUAUUUCCGUCUCACUGCUCCCCCAAACCCGGACACUGUGCGGCCGUUGUCUGUGCUAAAAAAGACCCUUGACCUGUUAAAGAAAAAGUGGAGAUCAGAGAACAAUUACAAUUACGUCUGUGACCAAUUUAAGUCCAUGCGACAGGAUUUAACCGUCCAACACAUCAGAAAUGAGUUCACGGUCAACGUAUACGAAAUCCAUGCUCGAAUUGCUUUGGAAAAGGGUGAUCUUGGUGAGUAUAAUCAGUGCCAGACUCAACUACUGGCAUUGUAUGCAAUGAAUCUUGGAGGACAUCCCAUGGAAUUUAAGGCGUAUCGUAUUCUCUAUUUCAUUUAUACCCGCAAUCGAACCGCCAUCAACAACGCCUUGGCGGAUCUAACCCCCGCAGAAGCAGCUGACCAUGCUGUGAAACAUGCAUUGGAUGUGCGUUCCGCUCUGGCACUUGGAAAUUAUCAUCGAUUUUUCCAACUCUACCUUGACACGCCGAACAUGGGAGCAUAUCUUAUGGACAUGUUUGUCGACCGGGAGCGUCUUAAUGCUCUCACCUACAUCUGUAAAGCGUAUAAGCCCGACCUCAAUAUUAGAUUCAUCACCGAGGAACUUGGUUUUGAGUCAGAUGAGCAAGCUGCCCGAUUUAUUCUGGAUCAUGUGCCGGAAGAGCUCCUUCAAGAGAAACCAGACGGCGUUAAACUUGUUACUGCGAAGGCUCAACCUUACUUUGAAGCGGCUAAAGCUGAAGCCCACAGAAUCGUUGAUAUUAAAGGACAGAUUUAA
Molecule: messenger RNA, 1816 nt
Organism: Coccidioides posadasii C735 delta SOWgp
Lineage: Eukaryota; Fungi; Ascomycota; Eurotiomycetes; Onygenales; Onygenaceae
Cellular component (GO): nucleus
Source: RefSeq, a predicted model, not a curated record